UCGUAUUUAAGCCGCUUUCUGCUGGAAUAGCAGAGCUGACAUGAACAUCUUUACUAAGGUCCCAGGAUUAGCCCAACAAACCAGCAAGCUGGGGUCUGUGCUCCAACGUGCCUUCUACGGGUCCAGUGGGAGGGUGACCCUUUUCGAGCAGCGUAACUUCGCCGGCAGGCGGCUCGACCUGACGUCCGACUGCUCCCGGAUCAGCGACAAGAACUUCCCCGAGAGAUGCAACUCGGUGCAGGUGGAGAGCGGAGCCUGGGUGGGGUACGAACAUGACAACUUCCGGGGCCGCCAGUACCUGUGGGACAUGUCCGACCGCGGAGAGUACAACUGCUACGACAAGUGGUGCGCCCAGGUGGACCACGUCUCCUCCGUCCGCUCCGUCAGACAGGACAACAAUCCCGCCAGAGCUCAGCUGUUCGAGCGCGCCGGGUUCUCCGGGAAGAAGAUGGAGAUCCAGGACGACAUUCCCAACCUGAUGAGCCGCUACAGCCUGAACAGGGUGGCCUCCAUCCGGGUGCUAGGCGGAGCGUGA
Molecule: messenger RNA, 535 nt
Organism: Salarias fasciatus (jewelled blenny)
Lineage: Eukaryota; Metazoa; Chordata; Actinopteri; Blenniiformes; Blenniidae
Gene: crybgx
Product: crystallin beta gamma X
Exons: 5
Coding region: 41-535 (164 amino acids)
Biological process (GO): visual perception; lens development in camera-type eye
Molecular function (GO): structural constituent of eye lens
Source: RefSeq, a predicted model, not a curated record